This is a messenger RNA of Lucilia sericata (common green bottle fly), 2703 nucleotides long. Its product is annotated as protein I'm not dead yet-like. Gene Ontology annotation, molecular function: citrate transmembrane transporter activity; succinate transmembrane transporter activity. NCBI's taxonomy places the organism in Eukaryota, Metazoa, Arthropoda, Insecta, Diptera, Calliphoridae. The coding region runs from base 32 to 1747 and encodes 571 amino acids. The transcript has 8 exons. Gene Ontology annotation, cellular component: membrane. Gene Ontology annotation, biological process: citrate transport; monoatomic anion transmembrane transport. The record is from RefSeq and is a predicted model, not a curated record.
UCUUUUUAGUUAACUACAAAUUUAGUUCAAAAUGGAGAUUGAGGCGGGUGAGAGAGCCCCAUUAUCGGGGUGCAGUAAAGUAACCACAUUUAUUGCCAACCACUGGAAAGGUUUAGUCGUAUUUCUAGUGCCUCUAUUAUGUUUACCUGUGAUGUUAAUGAAUAAUACUCCUGAAUAUCGUUGUAUGUACCUGCUUAUUGUUAUGGCUAUAUUUUGGGUAACUGAAGCCUUGCCCCUCUAUGUCACCUCAAUGAUUCCAAUUGUAGCGUUUCCUGUAAUGGGUAUAAUGAGUUCCGAUCAAACGUGUAGAUUAUAUUUCAAAGAUACACUUGUAAUGUUUAUGGGUGGCAUUAUGGUCGCCUUAGCUAUUGAAUAUUGUAAUUUACAUAAACGUUUAGCUUUGCGCGUUAUACAAAUUGUUGGCUGCAGUCCUAGAAGAUUACACUUUGGUUUAAUUUUCGUUACCAUGUUCUUGUCCAUGUGGAUUUCGAAUGCUGCCUGUACCGCUAUGAUGUGUCCCAUUAUUCAGGCCGUUUUGGAGGAAUUACAACAGCAAGGUCUUUGCAAAAUGAAUCGUGAACCACAAUAUCAAAUUGUGGGCAACAAUAAGAAGAAUGGUGAAGAAGAACCACCAUAUCCUUCCAAAGUUACCUUAUGCUAUUUCUUGGGUGUUGCCUAUGCCUCCUCCAUGGGUGGUUGCGGUACUGUUAUUGGCACUGCCACCAACUUAACCUUCAAGGGUAUCUAUGAAAGUCGUUUCCCCACCUCUACCGAAACUUUGGAUUUCCCCACUUUUAUGUUCUAUUCCGUGCCCUCUAUGUUGAUUUAUACUGGUUUAAUGUUCUUGUGGCUGCAGUACCACUAUAUGGGCUUAUUCCGUCCCAAGAGCAAAGAAGCUGAGGAGGUUAAAUUGGGUAAUCAGGGAGCCGAUGUUGCCCGUAAGGUUAUCGAUCAACGUUAUAAGGAAUUGGGUCCUAUGAGUGCUCAUGAAAUUCAAGUUAUGAUUUUGUUUAUCAUCAUGGUUAUUAUGUAUUUCACCCGUAAACCAGGCAUUUUCCCCGGUUGGGCUGAUUGGUUGGAUGCCAAAGAUAUUCGUAACUCUAUGCCCACCAUUUUUGUGGUCAUUAUGUGUUUCAUGUUGCCCGCCAAUUAUGCUUUUAUGCGUUAUUGCUGCAAUCGUCGUAACUUGGAAUUGCCCACUGCCCCAACUCCUUCUUUGAUUACGUGGAAAUUUAUUCAAUCUAAAGUACCAUGGGGUUUGGUAUUCUUGUUGGGCGGUGGUUUUGCUUUGGCUGAGGGCAGUAAAGUCAGUGGUAUGGCUACUUUGAUUGGUAAUGCCUUGAUUGGUUUGAAGGCUUUGCCUCAUGCUGUUCUAUUGUUUGUCAUCAUUAUUGUGGCUGUUGUUUUAACGGCGUUCAGUUCGAAUGUUGCUAUUGCUAAUAUUAUGGUUCCUGUUUUGGCUGAAAUGUCAAUUGCCAUUGAAAUUCAUCCUUUGUACUUAAUCUUGCCUGCCGGUUUGGCUUGCAGUAUGGCCUUCCAUUUGCCAGUCAGUACACCACCCAAUGCUUUAGUAGCUGGUUAUGCUAAUAUUCGUACAAAGGAUAUGGCCAUCGCUGGUAUUGGUCCCACCGUUAUCAGUAUCAUUGUCUUGUUUGUAUUCUGUCAAACAUGGGGUUUGGUAGUGUAUCCCAAUCUUACCACAUUCCCCGAUUGGGCACGUACCAUAGCACUAAAUGCUACGCAUUAAAUGUUGCAUCCACAACAACAACAACAACCACAUCCCUCUAAACAUCAACCAACACACCAACCACUACAUCCUAAAUUAGUUUUUAAGUUUUAAAACGAUUUUUUUUUUUAAUUUCUAACAUUCAUACUAGAGUGCUUGUUCUAGCAUAAAGGGGCGUAAACAUGCCCCCCUAAGGCAAUGUUCUUUUUAAACAACAACUUAAGCUCUAACCACUUAUAAAACAUAAAAAGUGGUUUCAUCUUUUUGUAGGCAAUUUUGUUUUGUUUUUAUUUUUAAAACUAAAACACAUUUUUAAUUUAGAAAAAUUAAAAUUUUUUUUAAACAAAAUUUCAUUUUUUUCAAAGAAAACUUUAUUUAAGUUAAAAAAGCCAAUUUAAAAAAAAUUUAAAUGUUUGUUAACUGUAUGUGUAGUUUUUAAGUAAAAGAAAAACUUAAUAUUUUUUUUUUUUAAUAUUUAAGUAUAAUAAAAUUAAAUUUAAAAUAUAUGUUUUAACAUAUCUUUUAUUAGCAAAAAAACAUAUAUUGUUAUAGUUUUAUAUACUCUAGUUGACAAAAAAGUACCGUAUUUAAAGAAAACUAUAUAAUCAUGAUACCGUUUAUAGUACUUUGUACUUUUUUUUUUAAAUAACUAUAAAUAUUAAUUAAUGAAUAUUUAUAACUUGAUGCAUUUCUGUUCUAAUAGUUUCAUUUUAUUUUGAUACAAUUAUAUAUAUACAAAGACACACACACACACACUUACGCAAACAGCUAAACAAACUAAAAUUUUCUUAAUAAAUAGCAAAUGUAUAUGAAUCCAUAAAAAUAACUCAGAAAAGAAUAUGUAAUUUUAAAAUUAUACCUACAAAUACAAAAUAAUAGAAGAAAAAACUAUAUAUUUUUACAAAAAAAAAACAUUUAUGUACUUUAAUAUGUAAAAAUACAAAUUUUAAAAAAAUUUUAAAAAAUAAUAAAAAAAU